AGUGACUACGAGAACGUGGACGUGCAGCAAAAACAACAACAGCAACUGCAACCUCCUCCCCAGCCCUCGCACAGCCGCACCCGCUCCAGCUCCGCCACCUUCACCCACACCCACGCCCACGACAGCUCAGACUCGGACUACGACACCCCGAGGCCCGUACAGCCCGCCCACGCCCAUUCCAACCGGAUGUACAGCACGAUAUCCUUCAAGCCGGUCAAGAGUCGCCGCACCUCCAAGCUGAAGGAGGCGGGACACGUCUACGAGAACACAAUCCACCGCUACGAGAACCUCACCUCCACCGGCCGCUACCACACGCUGCGGGAGAGGGACCACCACCAUCACCAAAGGGACCACCGCGAGCAGGACCUCAGAGACCGCGAGCACAGAGGAGGUGGUGGUGGUGGUGGGGGUGGAGGUAGUGGUGGUGGGGGUAGUGGUGGAGGAGGGGAGCAGCAGCAGUCACAGCAGCAGCCAAGGGAUGCCAAGGAUGGACGGGACGGAAGGCAUCACCAGCAGCAGCAGCAACACCCGCCUCAGUCCUCCACCGCGGCCGCCUCCUCGCACCACCCCCACCACCACCACCACCACCUCCUCCACCACAACGACAACAUCCACAAUCAGGACAACGCGCGGGACCAUCACCACCACCACCACGCCCACCAACACGCCAACCACCACCGCAACGAGACCACCGCCUCGCUUCGGGACCGUAACGAGAACGUGCACAGGAUCGGCCUCUCACUGCCCCGCCGCCCCCGCGCCGCCACCGCCUUCUGCAGGAGCACCGUGGGCCGCGGCGACUCCUCCGAGGACUCUGACGGGGAGCACCGGCCGAGGUCCCUGGAGUUGCGGGAGGCCAGGGCCAAGGUAAGGCCGCAGCCCCUGAGUCCCACCCACUACCAGCAGCCGCCCACGCCCGACCACCCGCCGCCCUCCGCCCGACAGGCUCAGAUCUCCAUCCACGCAAAGAUGCACGCCGUCACCCGUCCGCCCCAGGAGAAGCGGCCGUCGCGGGACAUCGAGACCGAGACCGAGCCUGAGGAGGUGUUGGCGCUAGAGGCAGGCGGGUCUUCGUGCUCCCUGUCCUCGGUCUCGGCCUCCCUCUCCGACCGCAGCGUCUCCACCGACCACAUCGAGGAGGUGAAGAGCGACAUCCCCUUCGCUGGUCUGUUCCGAGGCAGCGUCACGCCCAUGGAGGGACCCGAAGUGGUGGCCGCGCUCGAACGCCCCCGCUCCCUCACCUCCGCCGCAGGCCUCAGACCCGGCCUGGACAGAGGAUGCCGCAACAGCCUCCCGUCGGGGACUGGGAGGGAGCAAGGCGGAAGCGGCGGCAGCAGCGGCUCGGGGGGCGUUGGCCUCCUGUCGCCGCUGGAGGAGGCUGAGGAAUGGGCGCGGAUCAACGACAUCAUGGCCAGCUUCGGCGGCGGCCUGGCGCGGGAGAGUGUCUUCAUGGCGGAGCUAGAGCACGAGUUCCAGACCAGAUUAGGCCUGUCACUCUCACCGUCGCAGCAGGGCCUCGGCCUGCUCUCCGGCGGCGAGGGCAGCGGCGUGAGCUUGGGCGUGCUGGAGAGUGGCGACAAGACGGUGGGCGGGUGGCUGCGGGCGCUGGGGCUGCCGCAGUACGAGGACGUGUUCGCGGCGCAGGGCUACGACGACACGGACUUCAUGAACGGCGGCAUCUUGGAGUCGAGUGACCUGCGUGAGCUCGGCAUCACCCAGGCCAGUCACGUGCAGGCCCUGGGGGAGGCCGUGUCCCAGCUGCCCACCCCCUUCUCGGGCCCCCAGGCCUCCUACACCGUCCCCGACACGGUGGAGGCCUGGCUGGAUUCCAUCCGCCUGCCGCAGUACGCACAAAACUUCCACAAGAAUGGCUUCGGAGAUAUGGAGCGCGUGAAGAAGGUGUGGGAGAUCGAGCUGACCACCGUGCUGGAGAUAACGCGGCCGGGCCACCGGAAGAGGAUCCUCGCCUCGUUGGGGGAGCGGCCGCUGGAGCCCGAGCUGCCGCCCGCCCUCAACCCUCACGACCUCAGCCUGGAGCUCACCAAGCUGAACUCUGACAUCUCACAGCUCAAGGAGCAGCUGUUCAAUGACUUGCCCACCUCCACGUGCCGGGAGAGGCGGCCGCCGGAGACUGCCAGCAACACUAUCAGGCGCUCUGGCACCAAGAAGCGCAGUGCCCCUCAGCCCCCAGCUAAGGCACCCAGAGCUCAGCCCAGCCUAGACCUGCAGGGCAACGAACAACUGAGCCAUCUGGCCAUCAGGGACCCCUCCCAGCUGGUGGUGGGGGCCCCCAACACCCUCCUCACCACCUGGAGGCACCACCCCAACGACCUGGUCUCUAAUAGUGUUCAAUAUAUUGCACAGUAUUUGGGGUCAACUCAUGUCAAGGAGUUGAAAGGAACAGAAUCUACCAUGAAGUCUAUUCAGAAGCUGAAAAAGACAUCGUCUGAUGGAGCAAAGGUGCCAAAGAUUAUCCUCUCUGUGUCCUACAAAGGUGUCAAGUUCAUGGAUAGCAACACACAGACGCUGGUGUGUGAGCAUGAGAUCCGCAACAUCCACUGUGCCUGCCAGGACGCCGAGGACCUCUCACACUUCGCCUACAUCACCAAAGAUCUGGAGACUAAGGGACAUUAUUGCCAUGUGUUCAGAGUACAAACGAGGGAGUUAGCCACAGAGAUCAUUCUGACCCUGGGUGAGGCCUUUGAGGUGGCCUACCAGCUGGCUCUACGAGAACAGCCCUACGCCAACCAGUCAGACGAGCAGAAGCUGGCGCACGGGCACACCAGGUCCAAGUCAGAGCAUUACCGGGGCAGCCGCAGCCUCUCCAACGGGUCCUCCCACACCAGAUCACAUUCCACGGUGCCCCAGCAGAUGUCCAUCGGCGGUGUGUCCAGCAGCUCGGCAGAAAACCUCCUGUCAGACUCAGGCAACGGCUCAGAGAAAGAGUGUGGCUCCAGGAGAGACUCUGUCAGCUCAGUGCCAUCAAACCAGAGCCAGAUGAACGGGUCUUAGUAGUUCCCUGUGUAUAUGUUGCCGAUAAAAGAGACGUGCUUCAAGUGUUUGGGUGUUGCUCUGCCGCCUGGUGGUGGAGAUGGAAGCUGCUCACAGAGGUGCUCCUCACAGUCACAGGGUUGCCUCAUCACAGGGUUGUGGUAAAGAUGACUCAAGGAACACAGAAAGGGUUGAACAUGACAAAGUGAAUAUUAUGCUCUCCAUGAUCUCUAUGGAAGCUGUGGCAUUAUAGAGACAAUGUAUAUAAUCACAGUCUAUUUCCAUGAGAUUCAGUAUUAAUACAGACAUCCAGGAAACUGCUUCUUGCCCAAGAACUUCCAGAAUUCCAGUGUUAUCCCAUUUCUAUGUUUUAUCAUUUAUGGAGCUCAGCUAUCGAUGUUUGACUCGUAAGAUACCAGGAAAGAUACUUUUUAUGUGUGAAUGACUUUAUCUGUGUGUUAACAUGGAAAGAUCGGUCUGCAGUAUUUAAUACUGAUGAGUUACUCUUCUAAAUGUGCUAUAUAUGGCCAGUCUUCAGAGUUAACCCAAGAAAGGAUGAUAGAGAAAUGGCUGUCUUGCAAGGUCUCCAAGAGAACCCUUACAACCUGAGAUUGCAGCAGUAAGAUAUGUAAAAGCAGUAAAGUAUUGGUGACUUGUGUUAUGCCCUGUGGCUCUUGGCAGGAUUUUUUCACACUCACACAGUGCUAUUGAUUAUGUGCUGGCAGGUCAGCAGCACAUUGACUGACCCAAGAUAAAGUUCCAAAUUACUACUAUAUCAAAAUUUAUACAAAUCAUAAGUAGCAACUGCAAUUGGUCUCCAACAGUAGCCUAUGUACCUUGCCUUUAGCUAGCCUUGACCGGAGCAUCAGCAGUCUGGGAGCCUGGUGGGCCGGGGAGCAUUGCCGUGCGAGAACAACAUGAAGUGCUCUCUCAGGCCUGCAGAAGUUGUCUUUCACAGAGUGUCAAAUAUUUAUAUGUUCAUUGUUAAUUGGAAAUGGAAGACUGUUGGGGUGAGGGUGCGGAGAGCAUCUCUUUUUUUUUUUUUUUUUUUUUUUUUUUUUCCCAGUGGUGGUGAACGGGAGUGACUGUCAUGUUUUAUGUUCUGCACUAUUUAGUUCCUCAUUUUUUUUUUUUAUUAUGCCUUGUUAGUUCAGUAUAAAGACAUUUUUACAUAUACAUUUUAUCACAAAAUAAUUUUUACAUAAUGGAGUGUAUAUAAUCAUCAUUAUCUUAACUUAGUUACAUCUGGACUCGCUCCGUCACUUUAUUACCGCUCAGAAGGGACGUGGGCCGAGGCUUUCUUCGUUUACCUUCGCCAGCACCUACAAUGGCCUAUGCAGUGAGUCAGGCAACCUUUAGUGUGUCAUUGCCACAAGAUACAUUGCUUAGCCAUCGAUAUUUCUUCAUUUUUAUACUUGAAUUUCAUAUAAGCUACCAUUUUCCAUUACCCAUUUCCUCAGGUUCAGUUGUUAAUAUCAUGCUGAAUACUGUGUUGAGCUCAGUUACUGCAAAUAUAUUGUAUAUAUGUCUGUGUGCAUGGAAGUCUGGCUGUACGGUUCAAACUUGUGUUGACAGGUGACUGUGCCGCCCACCAGCGGCUGCCUCAUCUACGGUGACAGUUCACCAGUAGCAAGAAUAGCAUGGAAAUUGUAUUAGUUAUUAUAAUCCAUUUAUCUCUCAUUGUGAUGAUAGGCUUAUAAAGAGUAAAGUAUAGGUACAGCAUAAGGUCAUAUAAGUGAUAGUAGGGUAACAGGUGUUGUGUGAGUGAGCCAGGCAGGUCACAGCAGGACAUGGGUGUGGACGCCAAGCAAGCCCUUGGAGACAGUGCUCAGGCUGCAGGUGUGGGUGUAGCAACAAGCAUGGCCUCAGGCACAGUGCUCAGGCUCUGUCCUCGGACAGUGCUCAAACUGUAGGUGUGGCUGAUGCAGCCAAGCUGAGCUUCAGGCACAGUGCUCAGGCUCUGCCAUGGACACAGUGCUCCUGCUCUGCCCCUAGACAGUGUUCAGACACCAGUGUUCAGGCCCUGGUGUGGGUGCCACUGCCCGGGACACAGGGUCAGGCGGCUUUGCUUGAGUGCAUCUCCAGGUCAUUGACACGUCUGUGUCUGGUAGAUGUUUGCUAGUAUUGUAACAAUCUACACUAAGCUAUUGGUUCUCAUCAGUUUGGUGACAUUUCUCAGAUUAAGACUGUACAGAAAAAAAAUAUAUUAAAAAUCCAAACAAAUAUAUCUUUUUGGUAAAUAUAUGUAUAUACACAAAUUGUAAGUCAUGUUUUUGAAUUUUUUAAAUUCCUAAGUUUACCAAAAAUUCUGGGGUUAACUUGCAGUCAUUGGCACCCACUUCAUUCCAGCCUUCAUGUAAUGCUUCAAGAGUCUAUGGCAUGUUAGUGUAGCAGUUCCUGACCCUUCCAGUUUUGAAUACAUAUGAUGUUCAUGUUAAGGGGAUCACUUUUAUGCUAGUCACUUGUAUCGACCGAACCCAGUGAGCCGACCGCAGGGCAGGGGCUGGGGCCACCGCCACACCCAGGGGCUCACUGGGCCGGGCCAUAGCGUCGGCGGCAAGAACGUUCGUCAUAUUUUGUAAACAUUUUGUACAUGGAGCCACUUUUAAGGGAUUUUUUAAGUGCUGUCACCCAUGUAGAGUUUUCCCUGGGCCUUGAUGGACCUAAUUCAUCAUGGAGUGUGCAAUUCAUGUUGAAAUAAGAUUAUAUGAUAAUACUUUAAAGUUACCCAAAGCUAUUUUAUAACAAUUAUUCUAUAAGGUUUAAAGUCAGGAAUAUCUUGAAGCCAUAUUGUAAAUUUUUACUAAUAUUAUUCCUAUUAGGAGACAUUUUGAAGAUAUUUAAAUUGUAUACAUUUUAAUUACAGUAUGUAUCAAAGUGGACUACUUAAGUGCACAAGCUACUGAUGUGUACUGUGGGCAUUUGCUAGUCAUGAGAUAGUGUCCUCUCAUCUGUGUGUGUUGAUAUCACUGUUGUGUUGUAGUGGAAUGGACACGGCUGUUAAUACUGUGUGCGUGCGUGUGGGGGUUCCUGGUGCACCUCUCGCCUGCCUGCCUCCCAACCCACCCCUGAGAAUAGCCUUUGAUACUCAGUGUUCUUUGUGUGUUCACACCCACCCGCGGCAGACCGGAAUGAAUGUUUGGCCCAGCAAGUCAGUGGCGGACCCGGUGCUGGCUGGGGGGAACCAAAUCACUCCCUGUUCACACCGGCCUGGCCACCACCACCAGGGGGGGGCGGGUAUGUGAAGCUGCCUCUGCCCCCCUUUCAUUGUAUUUCUUAGAAGUGGCCAUUGGUUCUCAUAACCUGUCCCUUUCUUUUAUGCAAUACUCAUAUUCUUACAUAAAGGUUGAUGUAUAAGAAAAAAAAGUGUAUAAGCAUGAUUCCUUUCCAGCAGCUUCACGGUAUGUGGCCACCAUGUUCCGAUAGGUGUGUGUUAAUCAGUGCAUAUGAUUAUACAUGUAUUGCAUAAAAUGUCCUGAUGAAGAGUUCUCGUUUCGUGUUCUCUCAGUCGCCAGGGUCAGUGUCGAAUGUUUUGCCGACCUAAUUAUGUUAUCGCAUACGUAUAUAUUUUCUCAUUGUAUUAGUUGUCAACAUUCCUCUUGCGUUGGCUGCCCCACCACUUCAGUAUACUGUAGUGCGUAGACGGUUGUGAACUGUAAAACCCUCCCUACUUUUCCUCCCUCCCUUUCUGUCUCCCUUGCCUCUGUGUCCCUUCCUCCCUACCCUCUCUCCCCUUCACUGCCUUUGCUCUAUUAACCAACCUUCUCCACCCCUCUCUAGAUUCCCUUUUCUCUCCCCACCCAUCUCUCCCUCCCUCCCUCUCUUCCCUCUCUCCCCUUCACUGCCUUUGCUCUAUUAACCAACCUUCUUCACCCCUCUCUAGUUUCCCUUUUCUCUCCCCACCCAUCUCUCCCUCUCCCUCCCUCCCUCCCUCCUGCAGGCAUGUACACGCGUCGGAGGUUCAGUGUUGCUGGUUGCAUGAUGUGUUGUCGAGACAUAUUUUUCACGGCUUGUUUUUUCGUAUUUUGCACUGUUCCUUCCAUCGGUUGUCCGUGUCGUGUCUGAUGAUGAUGAUGAUGCAAGCAGUCCACGCAAGUCAGCUUUCUCUCUCUCUCUCUCUCUCUCUCUCUCUCUCUCUCUCUCUCUCUCUCUCUCUCUCUCUCUCUCUGACUUGUAGAAAUGAGAUAAUCCUACAGAAACGUCAACAUUGUAUUUCGUCUCUCCACAAUCAGCAUCGUUGCCAACCACUGGGGGAAUUUGGACUUACUUCUAAUCAUUAAUUCAUCCGCCUUUUGGUCUCUCGAGGGUCUUGCUGUGUCGAAACAAACCAAAAUCAAGAAAUAUUCAACGCUAUCCAGAUUUCAAAUAGUCUAGUGGGUUUAUACUAAGAAUCUCAAGCUUCGUGUUUAUAUCCACCAUCAGUAAUAAUCUAUCGCUUUACCAGCUUGAAGGUAAUACUGUAAGAGACGGAGAUUGUGAAUUACUGUACUACCUGUUCUCUAACCACUCAGUGAUCUCCAGCGGUCACCCAGAAUUGUAUAUGAGUUUGUGUUAUGUUAAAUGGACACAAAGAGUUCAAAUGUUAUUAUGAACACAAUAAAUCUUUAAUGAA
Messenger RNA from Eriocheir sinensis (Chinese mitten crab), 7603 nucleotides. RefSeq lists its product as uncharacterized. Gene Ontology annotation, molecular function: protein binding. Lineage: Eukaryota; Metazoa; Arthropoda; Malacostraca; Decapoda; Varunidae. Gene Ontology annotation, cellular component: cytosol. The record is from RefSeq and is a predicted model, not a curated record.